GGCGGCGGCAGGAAGGGGCGGGCGGCGGGCGCAGCGCCUGGAGCCCGAGAUGGUGGGCGCCGGGGCGCGCGGGGCGCCGCUGCCGGUGCUGCUGCUGCUGCUGCUGCUGGUGCUGCUACGGGGCGCAGCGGGCGGCCUCGCCGACAGCGUCGUCUGGGCCGUCAACGCGGGCGGCGAUGCCCAUGUGGACGUGAACGGCAUCCACUUCCGCAAGGACCCGCUCGAGGGCCGCGUGGGCCGAGCUUCUGACUAUGGGAUGAAACUGCCGAUCCUGCGGUCCAACGCAGAAGAUCAGAUUCUGUACCAGACCGAGCGUUACAAUGAGGAAACCUUUGGCUAUGAAGUGCCCAUCAAAGAAGAGGGUGACUACGUAUUGGUGUUGAAGUUUGCAGAAGUCUAUUUUGCACAGUCUCAACAGAAGGUAUUUGAUGUUCGCUUGAAUGGCCACGUAGUGGUGAAGGACUUGGACAUUUUUGACAGAGUUGGACAUAGCACAGCUCACGAUGAGAUCAUUCCCAUGAGUAUCAAAAAGGGAAAACUGAGUGUCCAGGGAGAGGUUUCCACGUUCACAGGAAAGCUUCAUAUUGAGUUUGUAAAGGGCUACUAUGACAAUCCGAAAAUCUGCGCCCUGUACAUCCUGCAAGGAACAGUGGAAGAUGUUCCAAAGCUGCAGCCGCACCCAGGUCUAGAGAAAAAAGAAGAGGACGACGAUGAGGAUGAAUAUGAUGAUGGCUCCAGCGUUAAAAAACAGGCAAAUAAGAACCGGGUUCAAUCAGGCCCACGCACACCAAACCCCUAUGCCUCAGACAACAGCAGCCUCAUGUUCCCUAUAUUGGUGGCCUUUGGUGUCUUCAUUCCUACCCUCUUCUGCCUCUGCCGGUUGUGAGAGCCCUACAGAGCAUCAGCCAAGGGGCUGGGAGGGAAGGAGUUGGACCAAACACGGUUGCUUUCAAUUUCUCCAUAUUGUUCAUAAUUUAAGGAAAACAAACAAACAAAAAAGGUGAUUCAUUUGGAAUGAAUAGCAGGUCCAGGUAAGAGGAAGAAACUUACCUUCCCCCUGCCAGCAAGCAGCAAGGCCCUUGCCUUCCCCAUCGCACCAUGUGCAGCCUCUGAUCCUCCCUGGGGCAUCCAAGAGUGAACUGAGUCCUGGCUGGCUGUGUAUUGGGCUAUUGGAAGCUGAUGGCAGCAGUCCUGGGCCACAUCCCAUACUGAAGGAAAGCUGCGUGCUGCAAGAUCUCUGCCUUUGCUGGGUGGAAUACAGUUCCCUAAGCGGGGAAGCAGCUCUUAUGACAAGGCCUGGGUACAUGUUUUGUCCAGGAGCAUGGAAGUGUUGUGGUGCCGUUGGGUGAUUAGCAACUAUGGAGAACAAAGGCUGGUUCUUCAGCAUCUCCCUGAAUGUGCAACACAAUGUAUGGUACUUGCCUGCGUAAAGAUACCGAGGCUCCAGCUGGCCACUCAGCCUCUGUGGGGACGUUUCCCUUCCUAAGAGUGCAGACUGCGCCAGGAGAGGAGGAAUUUAUCUGGCCUGAUUUGCUGCACCAGAUGGGAGAGACUUUCCUAGUCUGACAAUUGUGAUGUUAGUUCCAUUGCAGAGGGAUUCCGCUGUAGCCUGCGAAAGGCUGACGUUUGCAUCUGAUCAGAUGCUCUUGUUUUCUGUAUUGAUUAUGGCUUUUGUUUCUUUUAGUACUGUUUUAUUUUAAAAGGUUCAUUUUAAGCCCAGUUUCUUAUUUUGCCCUUUUUAGCAAGUGACCUGUCCAUCAGAAGAAGCUGAGAAUCAAAUGGCUUAAAUAGGAGGUCCUUGUUCCUUAAGCUUGAUACCAGUCAGUUCCCCUGCUGCAUGUGACACGGGACAGAGCAGAGCAACCUCAGGGAUGCUCCUGCGAGCUCUCGCUCCCUGUUGAACAGACCAGACCUGCCUGCAAUGGGGAGAAGCGCAGAGCUGGUUAGCAUCUGCACUUAGCACAGCCUUCUGCAUAUCAAGGGGCAGACGUCCAACGCUUCAGUAGGAUAGCACAAGCUGGUUUGUGGCUCUCCAGAGAUCUGGAAGCAAGCAGAGCACUAGAGACAAGGCCCAUCGGUUUCACUGUUGCUUGGUGACAGGCUGGUGAGCCAGGUCACCCACCUUCCCCCAGGGAUCUUUCUGCAAGAGGCUUCUGCUUCCACAUGUAGAGCCCGUGCCUGACUGACGGUCCGAGCAGAGCGAAAGCCCUCACUGCACCUCCUGGCCUGGAGCUGCUGGCCCUGAGGAGCUGGUUCCCAUGCUCUUGGCCUCUGAUGUGGCUAAGGAGGCAUUUGUGUUCAGGAGAAGGAUUUAGCCCAGAUGGGGCUGGGUCACCUUCAGUCCUGGUGAGCUUUACCUCAUGCUGUCUUGUUGUUAUAAGUGUUCUCUGCCUGGUGCAGCUGCUCUGAGCUGCGUCUUUGCUGCCACUCCUUCCUGCACCCGAGUUUUCCUAGCAGUUGUUCUCAGGUUUGAUCCUGUGCAGUGGCUCAGCCUUUCUUUGAGCUGAGAAGGGUCAGCGGAAUUUGAGGGGCAGCCUUUCUGCUGGGCCAGAGCAGCUGAAGCUUUUACUCCUUCACUGCCCUCAAGCUGUGAUACGAGCUGUCAGCUCACGGGCCCUGAAACGAGAACUUGAGGAGGUGUCACAGUGCUGAUUUCUGCAGCAGUGGCACCAAACCUUGGCUUUCUGGUAGCAUACAUCACUGCAGUGGGCCUGACCAUUAUUCUGAGUGCUAAAAAGCAAGCAAAUGAGCUUAAAUAACUUCUCUCCAAUUGCUUCUCCAGACCGUGACUAUUUCUGCUCGUGCGAGAGAGUCCCUACCACACUUGGAAGGAGAAGGCAGGCUUCCGAGAGAGCAGAUCUUAAGAGCAAACCCAGGGAUGAAAGGGCAGUAAGCUUGAAGUUGUUUGCUUCAUCUUCUAGGUGCUGUUAAAAUCCUAGUGUGUAUACAAGUCUUCAGUAGGAGCUGUGUUUUGUUUAGUGGCAGUGCCUGCAAAGAUUCCCUGAUGUUUUUUGGAUUGCUCUAACUGGAGCAUAGAGACAUUUAGAUCUUUAUCAGUCUGAGAAGCAUAAACUGCCCUGAUUUGUUAAGCAAAGAACCUGGAUUUGAAAGCAGGCUUCUCUGUAAGGAGCUGUUCUCCUGCAGGCAUUGUAGGUUUGGGUUUUUUUUUGGUUGGUGGUUGGGUUUUUUUGUUUGUUUGUUUUGGUUUUUUUUUUGAGCAUCCUUGCAGCAAGAAGUCACUCAGCUUCUUGUGGCUUCCCAGGUACCUCUGCAUCUUGCAGCAGAGGAUGAGAGCAGGGCUAUGCAUGUAGGUGUGCCCUACUCUUGUAGGGUGCUUCAUCCCCACCUCUCUUGCCAACCAGGGGACCUCCUUGGUGCCAUCAGCCCCACUAAGGGAAAGCUGUGCAGGGUUUGGUCUACUGUAUUCUGCUUUCUCAGUUCAAAUGAAUUUCUCUCAUUUGAAUAAGAAUAUGGAGUAGAAAUGGUUCAGUCUUCUUGGCUUCAGCUUAGUUGUUUUGGCUCUGGCUUUAUGCAUUUUUGUCACUGCUGCGAAGCUGGUGUUAGCUCUCCAGGUGACUGGGGAACUUCUGACCCCUUAUGGUGAUGGGAGUUGUUUUCUUCGUUGGUCCAUCCUCUCCUGAUAGGUCUGGCUCAGAAGCAGCCAUCAAACAAAGCGUGUGGGAACACAGGAGGACAGUAUGGGGAGGACACACUCAGUCUGGCUUCCCUUGUCAUCCGUCUGGCACCUGCGAGCCAGCCAGAUGGGUGUGAUGAAGUACCUGGCUUGACAUGGGGAAGGAAACAUUUGGGCUGGCUGUGAUUUUUCCAGCAGGGGUGACUGAGGGAAUGUCCAAGGCAGUGUUUAACUGAAGGCAGUUAGAGAUAAGACUCUUCGUGCUUUGUUGCACACAUCAGCAGGCGAAUGUAGAGUGUGUCUCUGUGCAGCAGUGUGGGAAGCAGAACCAGAACAGAGCCUGGCUCAGUGCUUGGAGUGGUUGUGCAGAGAGGGGCAGAUAAGGCAAUUUGAAUAAAGCUUCCCCUUAGUAAAGGUGAGGCAAUGCUGUUGAUAAUGUUCUGGGCCUGGAUCCAGCCCCAGGGUAGUGCUGAUUGAAUUACCCCUUAUCAGCCCCUCCGCUCUGUCCUGGGGGUGCAGAGGCGCAGCUGGCAGUCGUCUCACUGUUUGUACUCUCUGCUUUGGUACCUUCAAGCCAGGGCAUUCUGUGUGUGUACCUACGACAGCCCUGACCCUUUUGAGUAUCCCAGGUGGCAGGGAGCAGAAAGCCAAAUGAAUUCCUGUCUUUUUGGUGCCUUUGUGUCGGGCUUUGAAUAAAAGUCCAUUUGAAGAAGCUUUUUUUUUUUUUUUUUUUUUUAAAAAAAAAAGGAGCUUCCGGGUUGUGGUGGUGUUUUUUGCCCAAGGGACAGACAUUCCCUGCCCGUGUGAUCAGCUGGGGGCUGUCUCGGUGUCCCUUGAUGCCAGCUCUGGAGGUCACAGCUGAAGCACAGAACUGUGAGCGAGAAUCUUUGGUUCCAGCCCUCAAAGUCAAUGGGGAAAAAAGCGUAGCAGGGGAUAGAAGAACUGGAAGAGCUCUUUCAGGUCUCGUCUGCCCCAGGAAUCCCCUGAAGGUGGGAUGGAGAGCUUCUAGCCAGUAUGGUGCCUGCGUGUCUGUGCAGCUCAGAGCAGAGUGAGUUGCAGCUGUGUCCUGGUAGUCCUUUGGUGCUCAUGGCUUCUGCCUGCGGGGUGUGGCUGGGGUCCUGCUCCCCAGGGUCACUUGCUGAGAGCUUCCCCUGCCCCAGGGAGCAGAGGCCCACACGUGCCCCUUGGCCUUCCUUUGCAUUAAAGUGAGAUGGCGGCAGCCAGGGAGAUGUCUUGGUGUUGAAAGCGUGGCUGAGCAGGCCCUUUGUUGAUGGAAAACAGCAGCAGGAGGGAGAGGACCAGCAGAGCAGCUUCAGCCCUUGAUAUGAGCCAGAUUCGGAGCAGCUGCAAAGUACUGAGUGUUUCAGGUUCUGUUUGGUGCUUCAGUGUGGGAGAGAUCUGUCUGCUUUGUGCACUCAUGUGGUGGGGAGGGAAAUAUCCUCGCUGAGAAUCCAAGGGAAAUGGGAGCUGGGCCAGCACUGAGCUCAUUUACCUACUGGCUAUUCUGCAUCUCCACAACAAAUGCCAAAGUCUAAUACAAUUCAAGGAUGCUUUUUUUUAACGUCAGCCUGGUUCCACCAGUCCGUCCUCUCUGGCUGGUCCCACGUAGGCUCAGACAAUAUUCUCAACGGCACAGCCACAACGCCGGGCUGGAGCUGCUGGGGCUCAGAAACGUGGUUGUGUAGAGCAGGCCUCCUGUGCUGCUCCCUGCUUCGUGCCAGCCCGGUGGGCUGGGGCACAUGUGUUCCGCUUGGUCCGAAUGGAUUCGUCCCCGAGUGCUGUAUGGUGCUGGGACGGGAUUGCUGAAAGCAGGUCCAUGUCUUCCGGGACUCUGGCUUGCUCAGAGUUUAUUGCUGUAUAUUAAAUACUAUUUUUGGAGAUUGGGGGGAAGGUGUGGGAGGGGGAGGGGUGUGGCGGUGCUGUCCCCAGGCUGAGCAGUGGGACUACUGCAGGUUCUUGAUAGGUUCUGAUUUUUUUUUUUCCCAAAAAGUGCUUUAUUUAAAAAUACAAAAAUAAAAAAAAUAUAUUAAAAAAAAACAAAAAAACAGUCAACGACAGAAGUGCUUUCCUCCCUCGUAGAAACAGCGCUGGCCGAGUAGAAAAUGCGAAUAAUCUUUUGCUAACAUCAAAGAUCUCUGCUAAAGAGUUUGUGUGAUGGAGGUCUGAAGGUGAGGGGCGAGUGGAGUCGGAGGAAGGUGAGCUGUGCUCCGUUGUUCCCAUCCCGUGCAGGGGGCUGUGCUGCCUGUCACGCGAUAGCUGCUGCCGUGCUGGAGUGAAACAUCAUCUGGAAACCCGAUGGUGACACAGGAGAUGGAUUUUUCACGGUAUCUGUGGGGGUUUUGUGUGUUCGGGGCUUUCCUGCUCCAGGAGCAGCCCCUUCCAUGCAGCAGCUCCGAGGGCAGGGGCAGAAGCAUGGCGCUGAGCCGGGGGCAGCGGCCUGCACGGUGCUGGGGCUGGAGGCUCUGGGUUGGGGCAGCCGUGCCCGGUGCUGGGGGAGGCCCCGGUUGGCGCUGAGGCCCCAGAGCGCGUGGCGGUCACGCUGCUCGCCGUGUUUGCAGGAGGGGUUCUGUCUGUCUCUGCCCAUCGCUCUGCAUCGCCACAACUUGCAGUGAUGUUUUUUUUUUGGUCGGGCCCUGGGUGGAAAGCACAGAUGUCUAUUUCUGAUGGCAGGGGCUUUGCGGAGUUGUUCUGGGGGAGAGGGCGGGUGCGAGGGCGGGCUAUCUUAUUUUUGGUACGCGGUAGCUGCUUUAUUUUUGCAUUUCCCCCACGGUGUUGGGUGGAGGGAAUGUUCUGAAAUCGACUUGCCGGCGGUUUCGACCAGCGGUGUGCGAAAGGAAAAUAAACGGAAUUCUAUUGUC
Molecule: messenger RNA, 6492 nt
Organism: Numida meleagris (helmeted guineafowl)
Lineage: Eukaryota; Metazoa; Chordata; Aves; Galliformes; Numididae
Gene: MLEC
Product: malectin
Exons: 5
Coding region: 50-886 (278 amino acids)
Cellular component (GO): membrane
Molecular function (GO): carbohydrate binding
Source: RefSeq, a predicted model, not a curated record